Molecule: messenger RNA, 501 nt
Organism: Peronospora matthiolae
Lineage: Eukaryota; Oomycota; Peronosporomycetes; Peronosporales; Peronosporaceae
Source: the annotation of a GenBank genome assembly
AUGAUUGACCACAAGACUCCGUUCGAGAUCGUGUAUGAGUCGAAACUAAGUGUUAAGCACAUGCGCGUGUUUGGAUGUCGGGCGUUUAUCCUGACACCAAGGGAGAAGCGACUGAAGUGGGACCCGAAGGCUCGUGAAGGGAUGUUCAUGGGCUACGAAGAAGCGUCUAAGGCUUAUCGAGUGUACGACAUUGAGUCGGGAAAAGUGGUGAUCAGUUGUGACAUCACCUUCGACGAAUCGACUUUUGACUUUUCGAUGGACCGACCAAGUGACGAUGAUGAAGAUGCGGAGUUGGACAUCAACCUCAUAGUAAUUAUCUAUGACGACGUGCGUCAAACCGUCUACAAGCAGACUGGCAAGCGCAAGAGCGAAGCAAGUACCGACAUGUCACGUUCAGCUCGCCCUCGAACUGGGUUGGAACAAGCAAGUGCGCCGGAACGUGUCUCCAACCGUCACCAGAAACGACGAUCAAGUUUUCCCGAAACAAAGUCUGAUGACUAA